AGACUGCACUCUGGGGUUACUCGAGUCCUGUUGAUUGACUCCAGCAGAUGUGAGGCUUGCGCCGCUGAGCGAGGACGAGACGCUACCGCAGGCAUGCCACUGGCACGCAGUUUGUCGGUCACCUCCCUGUCCGGCCUUGAGGAAUGGGACGAAGAGUUCGAUCGGGAGGAUGCAGUCCUGUUUGAGAUCGCAUGGGAGGUAGCUAAUAAAGUUGGUGGCAUUUACACAGUGAUCCAGACCAAGGCACGUCUGACCUGCGAGGAAUGGGGUGAGAACUACUUUCUGGUGGGCCCGUAUAUGGAGUCCAGUGUCAGGACGCAAGUGGAGCUGAUCGAACCCUGCAAUGCGGCACUCAGGAGAACCAUUGAUAAAAUGAACAGCAGUGGGUGCAAGGUAUAUUUUGGUCGAUGGCUGAUUGAAGGCUCUCCAUAUGUGAUUCUGCUAGAUGUGGGCUUCACGGCCUGGUCUCUGGACCGCUGGAAGGCUGAACUCUGGGAGAAUUGCAGUAUUGGUGUGCCCUGGUUCGAUAGAGAGGCUAACGACGCCAUUCUCUUUGGCUUCCUCACCGCAUGGCUACUGGGAGAGUUUGCAGCUCAGUGUGACGAACCUCCUCACAUCGUAGCUCAUUUUCACGAGUGGCUGGCAGGUUUGGGGCUCGUCUUAUGCAGGCAGCGUCAGUUACCUGUAGCCACCAUCUUCACCACACAUGCCACACUGCUUGGCCGAUACCUGUGUGCCGGGAAUGUUGACUUCUACAACAACCUUGCUCAGUUUAAUUUGGAUAAAGAGGCAGGUGACAGGCAGAUCUAUCACCGGUACUGUCUGGAGCGCGCAGCGGUGCGCUGUGCACACGUCUUCACCACCGUCUCUCAGAUCACCGCCGUCGAGGCCGAGCACUUACUGAAGCGGAAACCAGAUAUUGUGACUCCGAACGGCCUGAACGUGAAGAAGUUCUCAGCCAUGCACGAGUUCCAGAACCUCCACGCUCAGAGUAAAGCGCGCAUCCAGGAGUUUGUCAGAGGCCAUUUCUACGGGCAUUUAGAUUUUAACCUUGACAAGACAGUGUUUCUCUUCAUUGCUGGACGCUAUGAAUUCUCAAAUAAAGGAGCCGAUAUAUUUCUUGAGGCAUUGGCCAGACUUAAUUACCUGCUGAGGGUGAAUCACAGCAACGUGACCGUAAUAGCAUUCUUCAUCAUGCCUGCUCGUACCAACAACUUCAACGUGGAGACCCUGAAGGGCCAAGCCGUACGGAAACAGCUCUGGGACACUGCUCAUACUGUGAAGGAGCGCUUUGGGAAGAAACUCUACGAAUCACUUUUAGUAGGGAAGCUGCCUGAUGUGUCUAAGAUGUUAGAUAAAGAGGACUUCACCAUGAUGAAACGUGCCAUCUUCGCCACCCAGCGCCAGUGCCUGCCCCCCGUCUGCAGUCACAACAUGCUGGAGGACAGCAGUGACCCCAUCCUCAACUGCAUCCGCCGUAUCGGCCUCUUUAACACCGCUCAGGACAGAGUCAAGGUGGUCUUCCAUCCAGAGUUUCUCUCCUCCACUUCUCCUCUCCUGCCGAUGGACUACGAGGAGUUUGUGAGAGGCUGCCAUCUUGGAGUAUUUCCAUCCUACUAUGAGCCCUGGGGAUACACACCAGCUGAGUGUACAGUGAUGGGUAUCCCGUCGGUCUCCACUAACCUGUCUGGGUUUGGCUGUUUCAUGGAGGAGCACAUUGCUGACCCGUCAGCUUAUGGUAUCUAUAUUCUGGAUCGGCGGUACCGUGGGGUGGAUGAGUCCUGCAAUCAGCUGACGUCUUUCCUGUUUCAGUUCUGUCAGCAGAGCCGCAGGAAGAGGAUCAUUCAGAGGAACCGAACAGAGCGCCUCAGUGACCUGCUAGAUUGGAGAUAUUUGGGCAGGUAUUACGUAUCUGCCCGUCAUAUGGCUUUAGCGAAAGCUUUCCCGGACACAUUCAUCUAUGAGCCUCAAGAACCUACUUCGGCCACAGGCUUCCGUUACCCACGGCCCGCCUCAGUGCCCCCGUCUCCCGCCCACUCGCUUCACUCGUCUCCUCAUCACAGUGAGGCUGAGGAAGAAGAGGAACCAUAUGAUGAAGAUCUGGAGGCAGAGAAAGAUCGGGUCAACAUCCGCCAACCUUUAAUCAUGCCGAACCGGAACAAGAAUCAGACAGUUGAUCUUCCUGAGAAAAACUAAAACACACCCAUACAUGCAUACCCUACACACUCUGUAGCUUAUACUAUAAGGCACUUACAUACACUGUGACACACACACACACACACACACACACACAUACAUACGCAUUAACAAUCCCAUAAAAGUGAAAGUAAAGCCUGCAAACAGUAUGUCUGUCUGCAUGUUGGUAUUCUGAAGAGAAAUAAAUAAGAUAUUUAAGUAUUUGGUGAGCCAUAUGUGAUUAAGACUUUCUGUUGAAAGAUUUCUCUGGUGUCUUUCAUAGGAAGCCUAGGAAAAAAAAACAACAACAGAGGGCAAAAUAUUAAAUAGUAGCUAGAGCUAUGCAUAUGACAAUUCAUAUGGAUUCAUACCAAAUUCUCAUCUAGCUGUUUGCCACUGACGUUCAGUUAAACGAAAAUACAAAUAAAUGUGAAAUGAUCAAAAUAAACGUUACAACAAUCUUUUUAAAGAGCCCCUAUUAUGGAUUUUUGAAAAUGACCUUUCAUGCAGUGUGUAGCAGCUCUGAGUGAAUGAAAACAUCCUGCAAAGUUUUAAAUCUGAAAGUGCUCCGUAUAUAAAGUUAUUGUCUCUCAUAAGAAAGAGUCGACUCUGAAUCAUUGAAACGAGUCGUUUUUAAAACUAAUCCCAAGCCGUUUAGUGUAGAUGUCAACAUGAAACAUUAGCAUAAAGCUGCACACUUGUUGGUCUUUUCACGUUUGUCUGAAUGAAAAUGCUAAUUCAUUUUUUGCCACUAGAUGCUCUUUUGAAGCAGUAAAAAUAGCGUUUUCCCCGGUGACACUGUACACAAAGCAGCACUGCGCUCACAAACGCUGCUUAUCAGGCAUUACAGGCUCAUGAUGAAAUGAAAAUGAGACCAAUCGACCAAUCAUUGCAGAUUACCUUCAUGCAAAGGAGGGGUUUGGAAAUAUGAAUCGUUUGGGAAUAUUUGAGCAAAUAAGUUACAAAUAAAUACUUUUAUUGUCUUAUAAUAUGCGUCUUUUGACCUUGCAUGCAUGUCAACCUGUGGUUGGGGACUCCCAAAACAAAAAUAUGAACCUUUCAUUAACCAAAAUAGGGGCACUUUAAGUAGACCUUUAUUAGAAACUCUUUAAAAUAAUAGUUUAAGAAAAAAAUAAUUAUUUAUGUACUCUUUAAAAGAGCUGUGUGACUUUAUUCCAUGGAACACAAAAGAAAAGGUUUUGAAGAACGUUCAUGUGUAUAUAUAUAUACGAAAAUAACACAGUGGGUGCUCAUGGUCAAAAACAUUCUGAUACGGAUAUCAUACAAAUAGUCUUCAAAACUGACACUUUAGGUCUUCUAAAGUCCUACAGUAUCUUUAUAUAAAGGACAGACCUAAAUUUAAGCCGUUGCCUUUAAAUCAUGUUUUGACAGUCAGUAAUUCUUCAUUUUCACUGUGCUAAACUUUUUCUUUGUGUGUUUCAUAAAAGCAAGAAAUCGAAACAUCUUUUUAAAAGACUUUGGAUUGCAUAAAUGUACUGUUAUGAAAACAUUCUUACAGUUCUUUACUCACGGGCAGAUUUCCCUUCACAGUAUUAUGUACUCUCACAAAUAUGGUGACUAACCAGCAAUUUUCAAGGGUUAUUUUUUAAAAAAACAGUGUAAAUUAAAUGACAAGCAAUUGAUGUAGCUAAAGCAAACCAGCCAAACUAAUACACUGGAACAUCAUUGUUACUGUAAUACACAAGUAUAAACCAGCACUGUUAGAGUUUGUCAUGUCUAUCACAGCUGUAAAACUGAAAUUAAAGUCUACGACAUUAUUACUA
Messenger RNA from Carassius gibelio (silver crucian carp), 3959 nucleotides. RefSeq names its product glycogen synthase 1 (muscle) (gene gys1). NCBI's taxonomy places the organism in Eukaryota, Metazoa, Chordata, Actinopteri, Cypriniformes, Cyprinidae. Gene Ontology annotation, biological process: glycogen biosynthetic process. Gene Ontology annotation, cellular component: cytoplasm. The transcript has 16 exons. The coding region runs from base 94 to 2196 and encodes 700 amino acids. The record is from RefSeq and is a predicted model, not a curated record. Gene Ontology annotation, molecular function: alpha-1,4-glucan glucosyltransferase (UDP-glucose donor) activity.